Molecule: messenger RNA, 5132 nt
Organism: Amoebophrya sp. A120
Lineage: Eukaryota; Dinophyceae; Syndiniales; Amoebophryaceae
Source: the annotation of a GenBank genome assembly
AGGCCCCUAAAAAGUCAAUGCUAUGGCGAUUUCUUUUUUGCAAUGCUGGCGUUGUCAUGUGAUUACUUGCCCCUUGAUGGGAAGGCUGUCAAGAUGAAUAACAACUAUGGCUCCUGCCAAAAGAUAGGUUUUGUAGGUACUUACCGCGUAGUAGUUCUAAACAAGGCUGUGUUUCUGUGAUUGAAGAGCAUUUCGUUUCUUAUCCAUGAAUGGUUUUACGUUUACCUCUUCUGACAUUUUUACCUUCGCGACCUUUGUUGUAUAAGCCAUGCCUAUACAACCAGAUAUCGAAGCAAAGAAUUAUGAUUAUCAUUAUGUAAAAGCAAGAACUGCUGCUGUUUGCCGUUGUUAGGAGCUGGCGCGGUCACUGUUUUUUUUUCCCAUUUUGAUACAACUCGUCCCAUUGAAGAACAGUUCACACUGUAUAGAACAAUUCACACUCUUGGUUUGAGUUUGACGCAUUUUCCGGGUACAAAUUAUGGAUCCAGUUCCGGUGAUUUUUGCUACGCAGACGGGGAUCAGCGAGGAAUUCGCCCAAAAUUUAGAGGAGGAGAGCGCGGGCAAGAAAGUUCCCUUUGUCGCCACGAGUGUUACCUCAGUUGCUGUGGAUUCGCUAAGGGAAACGAAACUGGCCGUGUUCAUCUGCUCCUCGCACGGCGACGGAGAUCCGCCGGAUUCCGCCUGCAACUUUUACAACGCCCUGACGGGGGAGCGGAACAAGAAAGCCCUGGCCCACCUGCGGUUUGCGCUGCUGGGUCUGGGGGACCAGAAUUACAUGCAGUAUCAGGGCUUCCCCAUCUCGCUGCAAUCCGCUCUGGCCGCUUUAGGGGCAACCUUGGUGUACGUGCGCGGAGAGGCGGACAACGCCGGGGACAUCGACGAGGACUUCGAAAACUGGAAAAACAAUGGGUUCUGGGACUGCUUGGAAAGUGAAUACCAAAAGUGCGGAGGUAUCACAAGGAAAAAUCCCCCCUCCCCAUAUCAAAAGGAAGUUUCUGAUGCUGGAUUUGCGUAUACGCGUCAGGUCUGUCUUGCAGUAGAGGAAAGCAGGCUCCUGCCCAGCCUGAGUAGAGAGGUUUUGGCCUAGGCGCUCAGCAUGGGAAACGUCUAUGCUGUGGGCCCAACAGCAUCACAAACCGCCUGCGUAAUGCGGCGGAGCCUGUGGAGUUGUCUUCUUGCAAGACAGACGCGAUUUGUUGUCUCAAAUCAGCAAGACAAAUUUUCGGAAGCAUACCUUUUCGAUAUGGGGAGGGGAGAUUUUUCCUCUCAAUAGGAGGGAAGCCUUACUUUGAGGAAGAGGACAGCUCGACCGAAAUCUCGACGGCCCCGAAUUCGCAGAAUCAUGCCGACGACACGGACGACAAGAGCGGUAUGGUUUUGUAUCAAGCUGCUUCUCGUCCAGAAAGCAGCCCGCUGAAGAAAAACGACUUCUACGCGGCUGCGGCGGCCGACGACCAAAGAGCUGCCAAAGCAGUUUCAGCGAAAGCCACGCCGGUGGCAUCUCCGGCUGCGUCGCCUGCUAAAGAACCGGGACUUGGCAAGAAGGAUAUUUUCGCCGUGCUAACGCCGCCGGCGAAUAACAAAGUUGUUGCAACUACAUCUAGCCCGAGUUGUUCCAGCAUCACCUCACCCGUCGGAAAAAGUAUUUCGCCCACAACUUCUCCUCUACUAACGGAGCAGAAGAAUCAAAUACUGAACAAUAGUCGAAGCCGCGUCCAAAAUUCCACAGCUACCGCCGUGAUUUUUGGUCAACAAAAGCACCUGCUCGCGCAUGUCAAUAGCGCUGGAGGUGCUAAGAAGUCAUCAAAGGGUAGUACUGGUGAGAAUAAUCAUCUUUCUGUCGAAGAACUCUUGAAGUCUGACCGCGUUGUGUACUGUGACGAAGCAGUGUUCGUACCCACGAAGGCGGGCGCGUUCGAUGACUCCGAUACCUCGGACUUUGCCCGGGGUCUGUUUGCCCUUGAGUUGCAGAGGGCGUUUGCGCGGAAGGAAACGAAGUAUCCUGAGUAAAAACGUACCCACACCAGAGUUGUAAUGCAGGUUUGCAAAGACAGGAAGACUUGUCAUGCGCAUCCCCAUGAGAGCCAUUUCCAAUCGUGUUUUGGAAUUUGUGAUGCUGUGAACAGGAUGAGCAGCUGGAUUUGUGACGCGGCUGCACUUGCUAACCUGCACUACACUGCAGAGUGCAACUUGUCAUGCGUGACUCACAAAACGGCUAGGUUUGUGCUGCAAAAUCCCCAUCCUGACUCUGGUGUGGGUACGUUUUUACUCAGGAUACGAAGCAUCUUUUCUUCAUCCAGAACGUGGACCAGGUGGCGCGAACCGUUGCGCGGUUACCAAAUGUAAAAAUGUCUGGGUUUGGAAGAAUGCAACUUGUAAUGCGUAUUUCAGAACACAGAAACGUCUCUCAUGCAUACGUAGCAAAAGCUCCCACUUUUUGCCAGCAAAAUAGGGGACUUGUCAUGCGGAUUCGGCAUUGCGGAAGGUUCUCGAAACCUGUGAUGCUAGAGCUUCCAUGCCAGACCUUCUGUGUCAUGCAAAAACAGCAUGACUCUUCCAGACCCAGACAUUUUUACAUUUGAUAGCGGUCGCUCGUUGACAAAAGCUUUGGGUUUCCGGAAACGCAUUUCGCGCACGUCUCCGCGUGCGUGUUGAUGACCGAGAGGCAACAGGACGCAAACACGACCGCGAAGAAGCUCGUCUCUGUGUUGGAGAAACUGAACUGCAAAGUGUUCCGCGCGGCAAGCGUCGCCGAAUUGCUGGAAUACGUCCAGUUCUGCGUGGGCGCGGAUCCGGACCCGGCUGCGGAAAAAAUUGUAAACGAGAAAGAAAAGAAGAAGAACAAGCAGGACAAAGAGCCACAGGAUCGUUUGUUAUCGGCGUCAGCGUCAGAAGCAUCACCCGUCGCGGGCUCGAUGUUUUCGCCACAAAAGAUGUCGAUGAACGUGACGUCGCCGGUGGCGGGACUUACAAUGACCCCGUCCCCACCGCGGGCGGGAUCCAGAUCCACUCCCACGUCCGCGCAACCGAAAAAAGGAUGGGUGCGAAGCGUUUCGCCGCGGGGGAACGUGUACUACUCGAAGUAUCGUGGCGUGCAGUGCAAGGGAGAAGAUGAGAAUUCCCCACAGGAAAAAUUCUCUCCUGGGGCGAAGGACGCUCUUCCGCCGAGUCAGCGAAGUUCCGUGCAGCUUUCCUCCAGGUCUGUUUCCUCCCCGAUCUCGCUGGCGCGGCGCAGCCGAGCGGGCGACUUGGAGGGGUUCGAAGACGCCCCCCUGUCUUUUGAGAACAUGAGCCGGCUCGCGUCGCAGUUGCACGUGGUACUGGACUUUUUGGAGCAGAGCCACGAGCUGGAGACGCGCGCGGUGCAACCACUUUUGGCGGCGAAUGCGGAGGAUCCGCGCCGGAUGGUGCACGUGGAGUUUCAACCGCUCCUCUCCUCGUCUGAGUUCCUUGUCAGCGACAACGUGUCCAUUCUCGCGCCCUCGUCUCCACUAGCGGUGGAGAAGCUGCUUCUAGCCUUGGAAGCAAGUAGUGCGGCCGAUGAACAUGAUGUCGACAACGCGAUCAUGUUGAAGGAGCACGACGUGACAAUCAACGGGGCGGGCGGAGGACCAAACAAAAAAGCUGAAAAAGCGAAGAACGGCACCACCUCCCCUACCGGCACUUCCUCUUCUGUCGCGAUGAAGCGGAAACUGGUCGACGUCUUAAAAGAUUAUGACGAGGGUAAAAGCCAAACCGACCUAGCCCGGUUUCUGAACGCAUUGUUCGUGCAGACAGAGGAGGGCAAGGCAUUGCUGCCACGUCUUCAGAAGAAUGCGCGCGUGGCGGACCUAGACUGCGUCGGCACAUUUCUGGGCUACUGCUUCGCGCUGGAAAACUUCUCUUUUGCUAAUAUCAAGCAGCAGGACCACGCGAACAAAUCAGAACCGCCGUCGCCAGGUACUACUGGCUCGGAGAUGAAGCUGAAUAGUAAUUUUGAGUUUAUGCAAUUCGUGCAGAAGUCCCGUCCCUACACGCUCGUCGGGAAGACAGGGAUCUGUGUGACGCAUCAGUCUUUCGGCCAGGCGUCGACUUUCCUUUGUUGCAACUGUGAAAAGGGAACGAAGGUUUUCGCCAAACUGGUGUCCUCCCCACUGCGGCUGCAGGAUCUGGAGAAGAAAAGCAACGUCUGGAAAUUCCUGCCCAGCAUUGAUGAGAAGAAUGUGGAGCCGCCCCCGCUGCUCAUGAUCGCGACCGGUGCGGGCAUGGGCGUUUUUAUCGGGUGGCUGCAGGAGUUUCUGGGCCGCGAAGAGAAGUGCCCCUUCCACGACGUCACCCUGUUUGCCGGUUGCAGGACCUGGGACGAAGUUCCUUACAGGGGCUUUCUGCACCAGACACUGACGAAGGAGAGUUUUUCUGUGAACUUGGAAAACAAGAAGAUCAUGGACACAACCUCUAAUAUCUUCGAGGACCACAAACACCUACAAGAUGAAAAGAUGACGUCGACGGAUAAGAGAACGAAGACGGAGGACAAUGAGGAAGCAAACGCGUACGCGGUGAAAGACGAAGCUUUUCUGAUCACCAGCAGCGGCACUGAGUUCGGGCGGCAAAAAUUCAAAUUUCACUGGCACCAGGCACUGUCCCGCGAGGGGAAAAAACUAUACGUUCAGAAACUGCUGCAAGUCCACCAGGGUCUGCUUGUGGAAAAGCUUGUGGCGAAAAAAGGAUUUCUGUACUUUUGUGGAGAAGCCAAGAUGAUCAAAGAAUGCAGAGACUUUUUGAAGCAAAUCCUCCCGAAGCAGGUCUUUGACGAGAAGCGAAUCAUCGCGGAACAGUGGGGAACCACCAGGAAGCGCAGCCGCGCCGGCAGUUUAGUUGUGUAGUAGUGCAGCAUCGAUCUCUUCUUUUUAAGUACAACAAUUUUAAGACCUUGUACCUUCCGCUGGCUGUGCAAGCAAGUAGGCAAAAGGUGCUUUUACUUAAAAGCUUUCGCUUUAAUUGCAACUGUAGGUCUACCACAGCCUCAAAACCAAUGUCAUUUUGACCAUAGCAGUUUCUUAUGGCAUAGGACAUUGACAUCAGGAGUAUGUAGGUACACAAAAUGGAGUCGCUUUUUGGUCACGUCGAGGCGAAGUUUCCAGAAUUUUGCGGUG